Messenger RNA from Paramecium sonneborni, 1104 nucleotides. NCBI's taxonomy places the organism in Eukaryota, Ciliophora, Oligohymenophorea, Peniculida, Parameciidae. The record is from the annotation of a GenBank genome assembly.
AUGAUAAAUUUAAUAAAAUCACUCUUCUAAAAAUAGUCUUAACAAUAGAUUGAAGAACAGAAAUAAUUAUCACCUAAUUCUUAUAAACACUUUAAUUAUAAGACUAUUAAUAAGAAUAUAAUUAAAUAAAAAUCUGACUGUUUAGCAAUUGCAAUAAACAUAGAUAAUUCAUUGUUAUUAGUAAGCCAUGAAUCAAGAAUUAAAGUUUAUAGGUUAAAAAAUGAAUAAUUAAAAUAAGUAUAACUAAUCAUAAAUUGCUGCAAGAGAGUAACAGCAAUCAAGUUCUUUAAUAAAUAUUCAUAAUCAUAUAUUUCUUCAUCUAAGGAUUCUAACAUCAUUAUUAGUUCAAGCUAUUUAUGUGCUAAUCCAAAAUAUAUUUAGAAAUUAUAAGGAAAUUCACAAGGAAUGACCAAUUUCAUAAUAAAUAUAGAAGAAGAUGUCAUAGUUUCAUGUAGUUUAGAUUCAAUUAUUAGAUUUUGGAAUAGAAAUACUUCAUCAAAUAUUUCUUCUUGGAUAUGUUCAUAAACAAUUUAAGAUCAUAGUAGUUAUGUUGAAGGAUUAUCAAUCAAUGAUUAAUCAAAUACUGUUAUUACAUGUGGUUUUGAUUCUUGCAUUUUAAUUAUUUAGCGUAAAAAUUCACAAUUUAAAUGGUUAUUAACUCAAAAGAUUCAUUUUCAUGCUUUUAGUCAUUAAAUAAUUUUCAUCAACGAUAAUACAUUUGCUUUUCAAGAUCUUAGUUUAUCAAAAUUAUAGAUUUACUAAAAUAUCAAUGAAAACAAUUAAUCACCUAACUAUAUUAAAAUUUAAGAAGUAGUUUUGGAAGGUAUUAAUAAUGGAAAUAAAAGUUAUUUCUCAUCAAUUUUUAAUCAUAAAAAAUAAGUACUUGUCUAUAAGCAUGGAAACACAAUAAAUUUUUUGAGAGUAAUAAUAAAAAAAAAGACGAAAUAAAAGAGAGAUCUAUUAUUUAGAUUAGAACAGGCAAUUGAUUAUGGAUAGUUAUUCUUUGGAUUUAUAGUUGGUACCUUAAGUGAAGAUGGAUAAUAUUUCAUCACUUGGGAUGAGUUAUCCUAACAAAUUUAAUUAAAGAAAUAUAUGGAAUUAUGA